Melanotaenia boesemani (Boeseman's rainbowfish) is the source of this 3820-nucleotide messenger RNA. Its product is annotated as outer dense fiber protein 2-like. The record is from RefSeq and is a predicted model, not a curated record. The coding region runs from base 197 to 2263 and encodes 688 amino acids. The transcript is spliced from 17 exons. Gene Ontology annotation, biological process: negative regulation of cilium assembly. Gene Ontology annotation, cellular component: centrosome; ciliary basal body. Lineage: Eukaryota; Metazoa; Chordata; Actinopteri; Atheriniformes; Melanotaeniidae.
UUAAUUUUGUAAGGGAGAUAGUUUCAGCGCCAUUUUAUAAUAAUGCAUCUGUUCGUGACUUUGUCUCUUCGGUAAAGUAACAAAAUGCUUGAUGUGUUAAGACUAACGUGAAGAUUAGCAGCCACUUAACCUCGCCUGUUGCUAUGGACGAAGCCUGUUAGCUUGGGUGACAACUCGCCAGCGAAAUAUUAAAGCCAUGCUAUACAUACGAGAUAUGUCUCCAGAGGAUGAGCUCCAAAGUCCCCUCCUUGGUUUCAGCUCCACCAGGGAGGAUCUCUCUAUGAAUCGAGGUGAUCUAGAAAGCAAUGAGCUGGGAAGAAGCAGCAGUGCACACAACAGUCUUCAAACACGAGCUGAAACUUCUAUCAGUUGCCAUGGAGACUUUCCUGAUGGGAAAAGCCCUCUUCUUAAACUACUGAUUGAUGCAGAAGGAGCAGCAAACUCUGCUGCAAUACAGCUUGUGUCUUUCAAAGAUGCAUUGGAAGAAGAAUUUGCUGGUUCAGAACAGUUUGCCAAAGACAAGCGCCGAAUUACAAGACAGAGAGGACUUCUGCUGGAAAAGUUGGAGGAUUUUAGACGAAUAAAUAAGUCUGUGCGACAGAAGCUGAAACAACUACAAGAUACAGAGGCUUAUCGAAUUGAUGCAAACCAACAGAUAGAAAUUUUGCAAAAGAAGGUCACACAAGCUGAAAGUGAAAAUGAGAAUUUGAAAAAAAAUUUGAGUGAAACUGAAUGGAGGAUAGAAGAACUGACAAAUCUGCGGCGAGAAGAGCAGGAAAACAUAAAAAGUGCAGUUCACAUGACCAAAUCUGUGGAGGCAACUCGUGCUCACCUGCAAGGGCAGCUGCGCAACAAGGACGCUGAAAACAAUCGUCUGACUGUACAGCUUCGGUCUCUAGAGAGAACUCUGACAGAGCAGAAGCUGGAGAUUGAUGAUCUGAAAGCAUCCAUCACCUCUCUCACUGAGAAGGCAGCACGGGACAAAGAAUCUCUCAAGAAAGCAACACGAGCACAGAAAGUGAGAGCUGAGAGGUUUGAAGCUGCUAUUGAGAAAUGCUACGCACAGUUGAAGGAAAAGGACGCUUUGCUGGUCAAAGCUCAUUUAGAAAGAGACUCCAAGAAACGGCAGAAGGAGCAGGUGAACGAUGAAAAAGACAAGCUUGUUGCUCAUAUAGACUUACUGAAGAGUCAAAUUGCAGACUUGACAUCAAGGUUGCAGAAAGAGAAAGAUGAGCAAACCGCAGCUAAUGAAACUGUGAUGCAAAGAGUCGACAGACUCAUCGCUGACAACGGAGACCUCACCGUCAAUAAUGCAGCACUCAAGUCAUCUGUGGCUCGAUUGGAGCAGCAGCUUAUUGAUUGUGAUUCUGCCCUCAUAGAGGAGAAAAUUGUCUGUCAAGAGAGGAAACAACAAGCUGAACAGUACCAGUAUCAGGUUGUAGAGCUUCAAGCUGAGAUUGAGAGUUUAAGACUAAAACAUGCAAAUCUUUUAAGAGAGACAGAAAAGACACAAGAUGGAAAAAAUGCAGAUGUUGAGAAGGUGAGGCAGGAGUUGGAGGGGCGUGUGGAGGAACUGAAGGCUUACCCUGAGUUACUGAGUGCAGCACAGCAGAGUCUCCUCGAGUGCCAGGAGAAUCUGCAGCGUUUGGAGAGGAAGUGCUCAGAAAAGUCAGAGUCCAUUAAGCAACUGCAGGUUAAGAUGGAGAGUCAAUCUAAACUGCUGAGAUCAUCUGCAGAAAUGAAAGAGUCCAUUCAUGAGGCCAAUUUACAGCUGCAAGAAAAAGUGAAUUCUCUGCUAAAGAAGAUGGAUGAGCUGCAGCAGGAAAACGUGCAGCUUGUACAAAGGCUAAGAGCUCAGGAAGAAACUCUCAGCUACAGCAACCGGCAAUUGGAUCAACGUUCGUCGGAGUGUCAGGCCCUGAACAGGCAGCUUGAAGCAGCUUUAUCAGACGUCAGACAGCAGGUCUGCAAGGUAAAAGACCAGGCUGCUUCCAAAGAAGAAGCACUUCAGACCAAAAUCCUGCAGCUGGAAGCUGAGAAGAGCAGAAGGGAAAACGAACUGAGGCAUCUUCGCCAGAGCAAGCUAACUGCAGAGAAACAGUUUGAGGUUCGUCUGAAGGACCUGCAGCUCAGCCUGGACCAAUCAGAGAGCCACAAACGUAGCAUUCAGAACUACAUCGAUUUCCUCAAAAACUCCUAUAAAACAAUGUUCGAUGAAGGGCUACAAACAUCAACUUUUGGAACACCGUAUUUUCUAAAAUGAUCUUUUUAUGAUGUUGUGUCUUUUGUGUGCUAUAAUAUUUGCAAGACUCAUUUUAAAUAAGACCGGAGACAAGACUUCAUUUUGCAUCCAGGGGGAACUAAAACAUCUUUUUAUUUAUCAGAUUCAAGUUGUUUUAUAUUGUAAAAGUCACAUUUAGAUGGCAGUUUGAGUGCUUUUCCAGGAAUCUUAUUGAGGGUUUUUAGCCAUUUUAGCACAAGUUAAUGUGUGCACAUUCUGGAUGUAAACUCUGUGUUUUUUUUUUACCCAUUUAACAAUGAGCUAGUUGCAUAAAUAUAAAGAUUAAAAAAGAUUUCCCCUUUUUAAGACUUAUUGUCCUAGCAGGAUGUUUGAUAUGCUAAUGUGUCAAAUAUUUGUUGCUAAUCAUAAUUUCGACUGUUUGAUGUACUAAAUUAUUUAUCACCUGAUCUAGGUGGGUAGAAAUAAUGUUUUACUCAGGAACUGUAUUUCUUCUUCCUCAAAUAUCUACCUGGCUUCAGGUUUAAGGAUUUUCUUUAUUCAACAUUUUGAACUUACUUUGAAGCAAUAUUUAACCAAAUGCAAAUAUUACAUUGACAAAUAUAGUAGCACAAUGCUAGUGUUAAACCCUUGUGAUUUUCUAUAUUUACUUUUCUUUGACCAAAAAAGUCAUCAGAUUUCCACAUAAAUCCUACAAAGAAGGUGAAAAAAAACCCAGUUCAACAAAUGAGGAAACAAUAGUUGACAUUACAGAACAGUAAGAGCUUAAAACUCUGCAGGGUAUGCAGAUAAUUCAAAGGUGGCAUUUGAGUCAAGUGUUAGAUUAACUGGGAAAACAAGCAGGUCUGAAUGGACAUCUUUAUUUGAAGAAAAAAAACAAAAACUAAACAAAUGUUUCCAUGAGCUAGUACAUGCAAAAGGCAAAGAGCCUCAUUCUUGAUACUGGAAGGAAGGUUCACUUACUUCUGUCACCUACAUAUAAAUCAAUGCAGACAUAUGGAAAACCAAAAGGUUCACACACUCAAACAGCAUUGCACUGUGAGAACCAGACAUGUUUACACAUGUAGAAUGAGCCUUAAUCUUUAUGGUGCUACAGUACAUAAGAUCUUAUUAUGUUCUAUGCUGGUUUCCAUUCAUAUCAUAAUAUGUGAAUUUUACCAUUGUGCAGCUGAUGGUGAAAGCAAAUGUGUGUUUUGGUGAUCAUAAGGUGUGUGUGUUUGAUAUUUUUAUGUCCUUUCUCUCAGCAUUACUGAGAUGAAUUGGGGAAAAUAUUUAUUAAUUUUCCCAGUUGUGAAACUCUCGUCUUUAGGUUACAAAAGUAAUUACUGAGGUACAUGAAACAUUGGGAUAUUUCCCAGCCACUUCAAAACUUUGUUGCUGGCAUGUUUCCACGCUUUUGUAAUCAAAGUAGUUAUAUUUCUGAAGCUCAAGCACAAACUCGAUACUCUGCACACUGGGUACUGAUGUUAUCCGAUUUUAUGUAAAGACUGAACCUCAGUUGUCUUGUUUGGAUCCUUUUGUUCUGUCCUUGUUGCUUGUGAUGUCCUGCAGUAUCUAUGGUAAUAAACUACUGUGAGUUCA